Symbiodinium necroappetens is the source of this 3708-nucleotide messenger RNA. Lineage: Eukaryota; Dinophyceae; Suessiales; Symbiodiniaceae. The record is from the annotation of a GenBank genome assembly.
GUUCCACCGUGCUGCUGUGGCCCAGAUCCAUGCUGUUGGGAGAAUUGCCUGAUCGGGACAUGCUUUGGCUGCUGUGGCCCUUGCGUCCCAUGUUGGAGCUUCUUCCUCCUCGGCUGGCUCUUCACCGUGCUCUUCGUCCGCGAAAUCGGGGUGCAGGGCACUGACAUCUUCUCAUUCGAGGAUCCUGCGGUAGAAACCGACAUCCGAGUGCAACAGUGGUUUGGCUACCAAGCAGCCUUGAGCGAGAGGCCAGGCUGUUUUGACCAGGCGCACGAGGACGAGGACGUCUGCAAGGCUGAUGAGCUUUGCGAGUGGGUGACACGUGGCCCACGUGGAUCUUGCCAGGAACUUGAGUGCCCAUCCGCUCCGCCCAAGGCACGGCAAAGCCCCUUGUACCUGGACUUUCUGCCGGCGUUCAUCAGCGUGAUCUAUGAGGCUGUGGCGGAGGAUGGAAACAUCUUGGAUGAUGACGUCAUGCAGAUCAUCAAAAACUACGAGGCGGAGCUUUUCACAGACGUUGAUGGUGCUGAGUACACCUACGACGGUGCAAAGCGAGCUUCCCCAUGGAACGAGGACUGGUGUUUGAUGGCAUAUCCCAGCCAUGGCUUUGGCACCCCAAAGUGUGCGUCUGGCGUUGGUCUCACACACAUGUUCUCCAUGGACACCGAUGGUCUCAACACAGUUGCGCAGCAGGGCCUCGACGGCAUGAACUUCCUGGGACUUGGGGGAAUGAUGUCAUGCAUUUGUCACAUGGAGGAUACUUGCCAGGUUUGCAACAGCGACGGUACCAUGAAGGGUGCCGGCACUUCCGAUCCGAAGACCAGUUGGCCGACAUCGAUCCAGACAUGCAUCGCCAACUGGAAGAGCAAUGUUCUUAGCAUGGCCCAGGCCCAAGCCAACGAGCCCACCACGACCACCACUACCCUGGAUCCCACCUCUGCCCUCGGCCAGCUCUGCGCAGCUGCUCCGACCCGGAGUCCUCUGCCUACGACAAGCGGCCCUGUCACUAUGAUGGCGUUGGACAGGGUCGAGCAAGCGAUGAUGCAGACCGUGGCAGCAGGGUGCGCGAGCAACAUGACCUGUGGCUGGUCUCCUCCAGGAACGCACCAGAUUUGCAGUUCCUCUGCAUACUUCCCAGCGACAGAUGCCACAGGCUUGGUCACGGGGGCUGCCAAGGAGGCGAUCCUGGACAAGAUGUGUGACCCAUCGCUGCCGCUGUGGUGGAACAGCAAAAACAGCUUCAUGCCCAUUUCCUUCGAUUGCGAGUCGCGGAAGAGCAAGUAUGCCCUCUCUCGCUUCUUCGCUGGAGCCAACGACCCAGAGGAUGAUAAAGAAGGUGAGCGGUUCCAGCUGGGAUACGUGGAAGGCCGCACCGGCUGGUAUGCGAAGGCAGCCCUGAUUGAGGCAAGGUACGAGCGGGAGCAUGGCAGCAAGCUCCGGAUCAUGCUCUUCUCUGGUGCAACGCUGAUCGCCCAGUACCUGGGGAUCCUCUUGGUCGAUGGCUUCCUUUCGCUCGGCUCACUGGUGUCUGUCUGGGCAUACAUGAUCAUCUUUUCCCUUCCCGUUGGAAUGUGCUUUUGGGUGCUUAUCCUGGGACAGAAGAUUUUCUGGUAUCAGAUGCUCGUGAUCUACAUGAUUCUUGGUAUCGGUGCCGAUGAUGUCUUCAUCUUCUACGAUGCUUGGUUGCAGUCCGCGCAUGCCGAAGGCGUGAGCCACAGCAAGAGCACUCGUUUCUGCUGGGCCUAUCGCAGAUCGGUGGGGGCGAUGCUUGUGACCACUCUGACCACUUGCGGCUCUUUCUUCAUCGGUGCCACCUCGCCGUUGCCCUUGGUUCAGAGCUUCUGCAUCUUCGCUGCGGUGGUCGUGCUGGUGGACUACCUCUUCUGUAUCAGCUUCUUUGCCUCGGCUGUCUUGGUUUAUGAGGAAUGGAUCAAGGGCUUCGGCUACUGCUUCCGCUGCUGCGGCAUUGAGCUCCGUGAGGCAGGCACCUGCUUGGGCCCCGGCUGCUGCUUCGGAGGCCUCCGAGCCUGCCUCACCUGCUGUGGCAGAAGCUGGAAAGUGCUGCCCAAGCCUCCCAAGCCGGAGGAUCCCCCUGAGCCGCGCGCUAUGGAAAAGUUCUUCUCCGGAUUUGUCUUCAGACAAUACCAGAAUCACAAGAUCAAGCUCAUCCUUUUCUGGGUCGCCGUGGUCAUCGGUAUGGCCACAAGUGCUGGACUUCAGCUUCGCACUGCCAAGAAGAGGGCGCCCAUCGGCCGUGAGAACAUCGAUGUGAUCAAGGGCUCUGACAUCCUUUUCUCGGAGUUCGAAUUCUCGACACGCCCUGUCACCGCUUCGAUUGUCUUUGGCCUGGAGGAUGAGACCCCCGUGACCUGGGCCCGCGAAAGGGACGACUCCACGUUGAACGCGCCGAAGUUCGGUGGGACCUCGGCCAUUGAUUUGGCGCAGCCUCAACAUCAGCUCGAGCUCCUGGCACUCUGCACGGCUGUGGACCGGGGACAGGACGAUGCGGACACGCGCUGCGGCACACGUGCGUGCCUGGCGAAAGGCUCACCUUUGCCUGGAGGCUGUGCGCAUGACGUGGAAGCUUGGCAGACCUCUGGCCUCUAUAUCCGGGCUGACGAGAGCUGUGUGACCUCUCGUUAUUGCUUCAUGGAAGACCUUCGCUACUUCUGGGCAUCCAAGCAGGGCAGCUGCCAAGGCAAGGGUGAAAGCGCGUGCAUUGCUGCCGCAGGCUGCGCCUACACAAACAGCACUCUGCCUCCGAGCUGUUACUCCACGACCGACCCUCUCAGCUAUCCGGGAUUGUCGGAGAGCGAAUUUUUGUCGCUUCUGUCAACCGCUUCUGUGAGCGAUCCCCAGACGACGGAAUGGGAGGAAUAUAUGGAGAUGAAGGCGAACUACCUCAAGGGCAUCAAUCGUCGCUAUGAAGCAGAUUUCAUGACUCAGUACACAGGAAUCCGGCUCAACAACGCCAAAACCGCCAUUCAGUUUGCAUGGAUCAGCUACAAUGCCACAUUCCCCCGCGAGAACACCGUGGAUGAGGCGAACGAGUGGUACAACCGAUGGCAGACCUUCAAGGAAACGUGGGCGCCGGAUCUUGGGGGCUUCCAGACGGCAGAGUUGUACCUGUUCCUUGUGACCCAGAACGAGAUGGUCAAGGCAGCCACCAUGGGCAUCGGCCUUUCACUGCUGGUUUGCUGGAUCGUGCUGUUGGCAACCACAUGGAACUGGUGGACGUCUACCUUGGGCCUGGUUUGCAUCGUUUGUAUCACGGCGACCUUCUUGGGAAUCGUGCCACUCCUCGGAUGGAGCUUGGGUGAGAACGAGUGCAUCUUCAUGAUCGCCACGGUGGGCUUAUCCGUGGACUACACGGUGCACUUGCUUCAUGCCUACAACAACACGCCUGCAAGGACGCGGACAGAUCGGGCCCAUGCUGCCUUGGAAGAGAUGGGCAUUUCCGUUGCCAACUCUGCCAUUACAACCCUCUUUGCAGCAGCCAUGCUCUUCGCAUGCGGCUUCUACUUCUUCUUCCAGUUCGGUGGCUUCAUCUUCAUGGUGAUCGGACUGUCCAUCCUCAUGUCCACGAAUUUCCUCAUGCCCCUGCUGAUGCUGAUCGGCCCGGAAAAUGAUCAAGGCAACAUGUGCUGCUACCUCUUGCCAAGGUUCGGAAAGCCACCGUUGCCGAGAGUCCCCAAAAGCAGCGAGUGA